AUGGGCUUCUUCGAUCCACUUGGUUUACUUUCUCCGUUCACGAUCCACGGAAAGAUCAUCGUGCAGCACUUAUGGCGUAGUGGUUGCGAUUGGGACGACGCGAUUAUCGACGAUUGCUGGGAAAUGUGGAAGCGCUGGAUUGCUGUACUGCCGGAAGUCGAAAACAUUAGGAUUCCACGUUGCUAUCUUGGAGAUUCCUUGUCGUCUGCGGUUGAGUCAAUCGAAGUUCACAUCUUCACGGAUGCCAGCGAACACGCAUACGGCUGUGCUGCGUAUCUGCGAGUAGUCAUCGACGGAGCUGUGCGGUGUGUUCUAGCUAUGGCUCGAUCGAAAGUGGCACCGUUGAAGCGCCAGUCAAUCCCGCGACUGGAGUUGAUGGCGGCUGUACUUGAAGCGCGGAUGAGUCAAACGAUGAUCGCCACGCAUUCACUGAAAAUCGAUCGAUGCGUACUGUGGACAGAUUCACGAACGGUUUGGAGUUCGAUCCGGUCUGACCAACAUAAAUACAAACAGUUUGUUGCGUUCAGGAUCGGUGAAAUACUGGCGAGCGACGGAUUGGCGAUGGGUUCCAACGAAGCAGAAUAUCGCGGGCGUCCUGACGAAAUGACAUCGAGGUAA
Molecule: messenger RNA, 618 nt
Organism: Ochlerotatus camptorhynchus
Lineage: Eukaryota; Metazoa; Arthropoda; Insecta; Diptera; Culicidae
Exons: 1
Coding region: 1-618 (205 amino acids)
Source: RefSeq, a predicted model, not a curated record